AUGAUCAGAGAAGUGACCCAUAAAGUUUCCUCUAGCUGCUUGAAGGAACGAGAGAUUGAUCUGAAGGAAAUCAUUAGCAAUGUUGUCAUAGAUCGAAUCUUGUUUGAAUUGAAAGCGCCUAUGGACAGUACAAGGUCCCUUCAAAAGGGGAGGAUCCGCAAAAGGGAAGCAACGAGAUACCUAUCACCAUCCAAACAGCAGCUGCCUGAUAGGUCACAGUUUGUGCGCAAAAGCUACCCUCAUCGCCAGUCAAGAUCCAAAUCAAAGACUCGUCUCAGGCGCGAAUCAAUCUAUGUUGCACGUCACGUCAAUCAAUGCAUUGGAUCAAAUUCCGCUCUUUCCAGUCAAAUUAUCGCAGCAUGCCAGGAAGAGAAUCAAUCAGCUUCAUGCCUUGCCUCGGGAAGCCUCAGCAUCCGAUCGCUACCCCGUGAAAUCGAAAUCCAAGAGACAGAAGAGACCAGGAAUCAUGCAGCACGGUCCAUCCAAAAUGAAACCACACGCUCCAAAAAGCCACCAACUCGAGAUCUGAGUUCGCGUAUUCCCUACUUUACGUCGGCCAACAAAAGCCUCUCGCUGGGAGCUGGAAGUAAUCAUACCGUAUGA
Molecule: messenger RNA, 603 nt
Organism: Cylindrotheca closterium
Lineage: Eukaryota; Bacillariophyta; Bacillariophyceae; Bacillariales; Bacillariaceae
Source: the annotation of a GenBank genome assembly